AUGCCCAUUAAUUGUCUUAAUGGUCAAAUACCCGAAUCCAUCUUCAAUCUCUCCAUGUUACAAAUACUUGCUUUUGAUGUCAAUAAUAUAUCCGGCAAUCUUCCAUCGUCAAUUGCCAAUGGGCUCCCUGAUCUCGAAGAACUCUAUCUUGGUGGCAAUCGAUUGAGUGGAGAAAUUCCUGCCUCAGUUUCAAAUUUUUCUAAGCUUACCAUCUUCAGUCUUAGUGAGAACUCCUUCAGUGGACGAGUACCCACGAAUCUUGGGAAUUUACAGAACCUACAGAGCCUAGAAUUUCAACUUAAUGAGUUGACAAAUGAUCCUUCAAUGCCCGAAUUGGAUUUUCUUAUUUCAUUAAAAAAUUGUAGGAAUUUGAAGGCCAUACGAAUUGGAUUGAAUUCUUUUCACGGAAUAUUACCGAAAUCCUUGGGUAAUUUGUCAACAUCUGUUGAAUCUUUCGUUGCCGAACAUUGUGGUAUUAAAGGUAUCAUUCCUAAUGAAAUUGGUAAUAUGAGCAACUUGAUGGAGUUACACAUUGGAGGAAAUGAAUUGAGAGGAACAAUCCCUGACACAUUGGGUCAAUUAAGAAAUUUGCAAAAGCUGAGACUUGAUUUCAAUAAACUAGGGGAGUCGGAAGCAUUCCAUAUGAAAUUAGAAACACAUUAG
This is a messenger RNA of Fraxinus pennsylvanica, 663 nucleotides long. The record is from the annotation of a GenBank genome assembly. NCBI's taxonomy places the organism in Eukaryota, Viridiplantae, Streptophyta, Magnoliopsida, Lamiales, Oleaceae.